GUAGGGACUACUACCUACUGCACUGCGCACCGCCUCACCCGGUGGCUUUCUUUCUCCCCCCCUCCCUCCAAUCAAACCACCCAUCCCCAGUCGCUCAACCCUGCUGGUGCUGCUGCACUGCUGCUGGUGCUGCUGGUGCCAGUCGGCCGACCUGUCCCUCCACGCACCCCCCCAAAACCCACUCUCCCCCUAAAACUUGCACGUCAUGAAUCACGAUAGUUUCUCCUCCCUAAAAUUUCGACGGUCGUCUAGCAAGCUUCACAAGGAUCCUCCGAGUUUCAGCUCCCGCAUCCUCAAGAGCCAGCAGAGCAACACGUCACUAAAGCGGCACCCUUCAGCGCCCGUCUACCCCCGUUCCUCCACCGGUGGGAGUCGUGAGCACUCGCGGACAAGGUCCAACGCCUACGGAUCUUCUUCAUCCUCCCUCGAGCAGAAUAGCGGCGGCCCGUCUCCGGUGCUCGCUGGCAACCAACCUGGAUACUUCUCGAACACCUCCAACCCCUCCAAAUCCCGCCCUCCCCACUCGGGUCGAUUCUCUCUCACCGAGCAAAGUUCAGAUGAAUUGAUCGGACCCCCGUUUGACAGCCGGGGCAUGCUCAGUUCAUUGCAGGAAAAUACCACCGAGACCGUCCCCCAAAAACCCCCCAACCUCCGAUCGGCCACCAGCCCGGACUCCCGAGGAUUGAGACAGUCUGCUAGCUUCACGGCUCUACAGAACCGGAUGGAGACAUUCGUGCACAGGACGACUGACAAUGAUCGCCCGGCGAAUCCAAAACGUUUAUCCGAUGAGGGUGGUGGUGGUGUUGGCUCGCGGCCAUUUGGCACGGGCAGGAGCAAAAAGAGCAGUUUCUCUAGCUUCGUCAAUAGCAUGUUAGGCUCCCCCCGAGGCAUCAAGAUCUCCGCCCCGGAGAACCCCGUGCACGUUACGCACGUUGGCUAUGACAAUCAGACCGGUCAGUUCACUGGCCUCCCGAAGGAAUGGCAGCGGCUGCUGCAAGAAAACGGUAUCUCGAAAAAGGAGCAGGAGGAACACCCGCAGACGAUGGUUGAUAUUAUGAGGUUCUACGAGAAGAAUGCUCAAGGCGAUGACGAAGUGUGGCACAAAUUUGACCACGCUUAUCCUCAGCCGCAGUCGGUUUCCAGCCCGAUUUCCGGAGGACAGACUAAUGCUGUCGGCGCCGGGUCUUACGGCCCUACCUCAGCUCGGACUUCUCCCCCGACGAGUCCUCGCUUUCCACAGAAUCAUGAGGGUAGCUUCGAAAACCCACGUGCGCCGCCUCCUAUUCCUCGUGGGCCUUCUGCGGCCACCCCAGCGGUAGGUGGCUUUGUCCCCAAUCGAGCACCACCAAAACCUCCGACCCCUGCCAAUAUCACCCCGGCUCGGCCUGCACCACAGCCACCAACCGCGGGAUCAUACAGUGCCGCGCCCGCACGUCCACCUCAAGAGGCCUAUUCCCCUCCGCAGUUCGACACGCCUCCCAUUCCGGAAACGGAGCCCCUGCAGUCUGAACCUAAGCCUCAGUUGAGCAGAUCAAACUCCAGAGCCAAUGGUACCCCCGUACCAUGGCAGUCACACAAUGUUCCUACGCCGGCUCAGUACCAACAAAAGCAAGAGCAAGCAAUGGCCGCCGCCCAGCAGGCAAUUGCGACCAUCCAACUCGACCGUAGCCGCAGUCAGCGUCAACAGCAGCCUACUCGCCAGGAACAGAAGCAACCUUCGGUGCAGAGCCCACCCCACCAUGUCUCCCCGGUGGAUGAGGCUGCACGCGCCGCUCCUGCCGCUCGCCCCCGGCAGCGACCUCGUCAGAGUAAUGCGAUGGAUAUUAGGUCGCGACUACUUGCCAUCUGUACGCCCGGGGACCCUACUAGGCUAUACCACCAUCUCAACAAGAUCGGCCAGGGUGCGUCUGGUGGUGUCUUCACUGCCUACGAGAACAACACCAACAAGUGUGUUGCUAUCAAGCAAAUGAACCUGGACUUGCAACCCAAGAAGGAUCUGAUCAUCAAUGAGAUUUUGGUCAUGAAGGACAGCAAGCACAAGAACAUUGUCAACUUCUUGGACAGCUACCUCCAUGGUCUGGACCUCUGGGUAGUGAUGGAGUACAUGGAGGGUGGCAGUUUGACUGAUGUGGUUACUUUCAACAUUAUGAGUGAAGGGCAAAUUGCUGCUGUCUGCAGAGAGACUUUGAGUGGUUUACAGCAUCUUCACUCGAAAGGUGUCAUUCACCGUGACAUCAAGUCGGACAACAUUCUUCUCUCAAUGGAGGGCAACAUCAAACUCACCGACUUUGGUUUCUGUGCCCAAAUCAACGACUCGCAUAACAAGCGAAACACCAUGGUCGGUACACCGUAUUGGAUGGCCCCUGAAGUCGUGACUCGAAAGGAGUAUGGCCGCAAGGUUGAUAUCUGGAGUUUGGGUAUCAUGGCCAUCGAGAUGAUCGAGGGUGAGCCUCCUUAUCUUACGGAAUCGCCCCUGAGGGCUCUGUAUUUGAUUGCCACCAACGGCACGCCUACAAUUAAGGAUGAGCACAACUUGUCGCCCGUCUUCCGUGAUUUCCUGCACCUUGCUCUCAAGGUGGAUCCUGAGAAGCGAGCCUCGGCACAUGACUUGCUCAAGCAUCCGUUUAUGUCGCUUUGCGCGCCCCUGAAUCAUCUCUCGCCCCUUGUUAAGGCUGCGCGGGCUAGCAGAGCCCAGGAAAAAGCUCAAAAGGGAGGCGCCUAGGUGCCGUCGCUUUUCAACUGUUACUAUAUACGUCGAUGUCUUCUGUCCUCUCUCUCUCUCAGAUACCCAUUACCCCCCUGAUAUUUCAUAUUUGCUGGACAAUGACGCUGGCAUUGCAUUAUGGCCGACCCUUGUUCGCAGCUACUCAUGUUGGCAGUUUCGCAUCUCCUGUGAAUGUCUAGAAGGCGAUGACCUC
Aspergillus welwitschiae is the source of this 2918-nucleotide messenger RNA. It is a transcript of the gene pakA, whose product is annotated as mitogen-activated protein kinase kinase kinase kinase STE20. The record is from RefSeq and is a predicted model, not a curated record. Gene Ontology annotation, molecular function: ATP binding; protein serine/threonine kinase activity. The transcript is spliced from 4 exons. Gene Ontology annotation, biological process: regulation of MAPK cascade; intracellular signal transduction; protein phosphorylation. Lineage: Eukaryota; Fungi; Ascomycota; Eurotiomycetes; Eurotiales; Aspergillaceae. The coding region runs from base 206 to 2722 and encodes 838 amino acids. Gene Ontology annotation, cellular component: cytoplasm.